AGGUUUUUAACAAUGGAUGACUUGACUGUUUUUGCUCUUACAAUGUUGCUGAUGACAAAACAACACGGGGAGAACUGUUUAUAUUAACUACAGUCGUCGACUAUUGGGUAUAAUUUAAAACAGUCGACUCCUUGGUGAUAAAUAAGGUCAACAACGGGAUGUAGCCAAUGAAAUGGAGUAUGAUGAGAGACUUGCACUUUUCCGCCAAACCCGCCUCAAUCCCUUUGAUCGUGGAGAGGAAGAAGAUGGUCUCCAAGAAGGCAAGAUGCCUCCACAGCAAGAAGCAAGGCCUGAGCUGUUUUCUGCAAGCAGAACCCACAGUUCAGAUCGGACCAUGGACCUUGGUCUAGCUGAGGACCACUUCUCAAGGCCUAUGGGUUCGUUUGUGGCAUCCGACAUUGAACAGCUGAAACUGGCCAUAGAGGAGUGUAAAAAGCUGAUUUUAGAGCUGCCAGAACACUCGGAGAGACAGAAGGACACUGUGGUGAAACUUAUCCACCUUCGUCUCAAACUGCAGGAACUUAAGGACCCCGAGGAGGAUGAGCCUAAUCUGAGAGUCCUACUGGAGCACCGCUUUUCCAAGGAAAAGAGCAAGAGUGUGAAACAGACCUGUGACAAGUGUAGCACUAUCAUCUGGGGCCUUAUCCAGACUUGGUAUACCUGCACAGGUUGCUAUUAUCGAUGCCAUAGUAAGUGUAUGAACAUGAUCACAAAGCCCUGCGUCAGGUCGAAGGUCAGCCACCAGUCCGAGUAUGAGCUCAGCAUCUGCCCUGAGAUAGGACUAGACCGGCAAGACUACCGUUGUGCGGAAUGUCGAACACCUAUUUCACUGAGGGGCGUGCCAAGUGAAGCCAGACAGUGUGACUACACAGGCCAAUAUUACUGCAGCACAUGCCACUGGAAUGACACCACCAUCGUCCCAGCUCGCGUCAUCCACAACUGGGAGUUUGAACCACGCAAGGUUUGUCGCUCCUCAUUACGCUACCUGGCCCUGAUGCUGCCACGACCUGUCCUGAAGCUGAAAGAAAUCAACCCGCUGCUAUUCAACUUUGUGGAGGAACUGGUUGAGAUCAGGAAACUCCGUCAAGAUAUUCUGUUGAUGAAACCCUAUUUUAUUACCUGUAAGGAGGCCAUGGAGGCUCGGCUAUUACUACAGUUACAAGAUCGGCAGCACUUUGUGGAGAACGAUGACAUGUACUCACUACAAGAUUUGAUUGACAUCUCCAGUGGCAGGCUCAGCUGUUCCCUCACAGAGAUCCACACUACGUUUGCUAAGCACAUCAAACUAGACUGUGAGCGUUGUCAGGCCAAAGGAUUUGUGUGUGAGCUGUGUAAGGAAGGAGACAUCCUGUUCCCUUUUGACAGUCACACCUCGGUCUGCAACGAGUGUUCUGCUGUCUUCCACAGAGAUUGUUACUAUGACAAUUCCACAACUUGUCCACGGUGUGCCCGAAUGACUGAUCGCAAGCAGGAAGAGGAGUCAGACGUCAAAGAUGCAUGAUUCCGGAGAGGACUACCUGAAGCUACUGGAUGUUGCACUUCGCCUCAUAUUGUGCUCUAAUCGAUCAAGAAAGUCUUAUGGAAGCUUUUCGUCUUUGUCCUUGGUUUGUUUUGUGCAUAUGUUUAGAACUGUAGUGUCUUUAUUUUCCUGCGCACUUCAUAAGGAAGCAGGGUACUAAACACAAUCUCGAAAUUAAUAUAUAUGUAUAUUUUUUAUCCAACUUUUUAAUCCAUACUGAAAUUGGAUGUACUGAACACUGUGUAUGUUUGUUUGUGUGAGUGAGUGAGUUGCAUUAGUGCAUAUGUCUGCUUGUAUAAAUGUACAAAAUAAAUGCCCUAUAGUGAAAAGCCACCUCAUCAGUAGGUGAUUAUGGAUGCGGGAGUUGUAUAUUAAGUGUUACGAGGCUCGACUGAGUGAACAUAUACUGCCAACUUUGCUGAAUACUAAAGGUUUAAGGUUGCCAUAUCUAAAAAUGUUAUUGAAUUUUAAGGAUUACAUCUCCAGUUUGCAAAGACAAAAUCAUGUUAACCAGAAAUUCACCUUUCACGUCCCAGUGGAUGUUUUCAUUUUAGAAACAAAAUCCUGUAAACAUGCUUGAAAGUGAAGUGGGUGACCUUGCACUGAGAUAUCAUUUCCAAACAUCUGUUUAUUAGGUCAUAUGAUGCAUAGUGUUUAAUUAUUUUACAAUAUGAAAUUUAUUAAAUCUGCUGUUAUAAAACUCUUUAUCUCAGAAGUAUUGUCCUUAAAGCAGUCUAUACUCCUCCAUUUGUGCCUAUUUUCCUUUCAGACUCAUAAUCGUUUGAUCUGUUUUACAUUGCAUACCAUACCAAGAAAAAAUAUUGCCAGGCCUUAUAACAAUGUUUCUUUUCAGGUUACAGUGUAGGCCUGCUUUGAUUUUGUAAAUUGUCAAUUAGCCACCCUGGAUACUGGAAACAAUUAUAUGGCUUGAAAUAGUUUUGACAAGUAAGAGUGUGUAUAUACAAUCAUUAAAUCAGUACUUUGAAUUAUACAUGCAUAUAUUGGCAACAGAUCUCUAAUCAAAGCAUGCAACAUUUUCUCGUAAGGAGAAUAGUUUAACUGAAAAAGAAAAGGAUUGUGGGAGUUUUCCUUUCAUUCAAAACCAUGAUGUCAUUGUAGACAGUCUGUGUUUUAAUCUGGUUCACUUUAGUGCAGUGUGUAGCAAAUAGAUGUGAAUAUUCAUAAACAUUGUGCCUACAGGUUGCAUAAAGCUGUUAUCCAAACAUCUUAAUACACUUACCAUCAUGUUAAUGGUUUCAGUCUUAAUUACAUAUAGCACAUUUUGUCCAGAGAUGACAAAGAUGUUAAGUGACACCUUUGAUAAUGUGUAAAUGUUGACCUAAAAUAUUUGUUUUAAAAUAAUGAGUUUUGGCUGUGUUAUCUUUCAGCAUGAUGAACUGUAUUUGUUUUGGUUUUUUUCAAACUAAUGAACAGACAUGGUGUUGGUGAAAAGCAAUGCCCUGUUGUAAAACAUGAAGUAGUGCAUGAAUAAAGUAAUGAAAUGCAUUAACA
Messenger RNA from Micropterus salmoides (largemouth bass), 3031 nucleotides. RefSeq names its product differentially expressed in FDCP 8 homolog (gene def8). The transcript has 12 exons. The coding region runs from base 173 to 1501 and encodes 442 amino acids. NCBI's taxonomy places the organism in Eukaryota, Metazoa, Chordata, Actinopteri, Centrarchiformes, Centrarchidae. The record is from RefSeq and is a predicted model, not a curated record.